Galeopterus variegatus (Sunda flying lemur) is the source of this 1395-nucleotide messenger RNA. RefSeq names its product synphilin-1-like. Gene Ontology annotation, molecular function: ubiquitin protein ligase binding. The transcript is spliced from 5 exons. The annotation marks the transcript as partial. NCBI's taxonomy places the organism in Eukaryota, Metazoa, Chordata, Mammalia, Dermoptera, Cynocephalidae. The record is from RefSeq and is a predicted model, not a curated record.
AUAUUUGACCUUAUUCAAAAUGUUCAAAGAAGAAUAAUGGAAGCCCCUGAAUACCUUGAUUUGGAUGAAAUUGACUUUAGUGAUGACAUAUCUUAUUCAGUUACAUCACUCAAGACCAUCCCAGAACUGUGCCGAAGAUGUGAUUCACAAAAUGAAGACAGACCAGUUUCUAGCUCUAGCUGGAAUUGUGGUGUCUCAACCCUUAUUACAAACACACAAAAGCCCACUGGAAUCGCUGAUGUAUACAGUAAGUUCCGCCCAGUGAAGCGGGUUUCCCCACUGAAACAUCAGCCAGAGACUCUGGAGAACAAUGAAAAUGAUGACCAAAAGAACCAGAAAGGAGAGUACCAGAAAGGGAGUGAGUCUGAGCCAGGCCCCCAGCCCGGGGAGCCGGGCCCGGGAGAUGGAGUGGGCGGCCCGCCGGGCAAGAGCUCUGAGCCCAGCACUGCACUGGGAGAGCUGGAGCAUUACGACCUGGACAUGGAUGAGAUUCUGGAUGUGCCUUACAUUAAAUCCAGUCAACAGCUUUCCUCUUUUACCAAGGUGACUUCAGAGAAACGAAUUUUGGGUUUAUGCACAACCAUCAAUGGCCUUUCUGGCAAAUCCUCCUCUACUGGAAGUGCUGAGAACUCGCCAUCCAACAUGACACCCUUUUGUGUUCUUUCUCCCGUGAAAAGCCCUCACUUGAGAAAAGCGUCUGCUGCCGUCCGUGAGCAGCACAAGCUCUCCACUGAAGAAUCUGAGAGCUCUCCUCCCCUGGGUCAAUGCGGCUCUGUGUAUGAGCCUGAAAACCAGAGUAAAGACUUCCUCAGCAAGACCUUUAGUGAUCCGCAUGGUCGCAAAGUUGAGAAGACCAUGGCAGACGGCCAGCUCAGGGCCUUCCACCUGCAGUCCUCAGCAACAGACCCCAAACUGGAAGAGCAGGUCAGUGGCAUGAACUGGUCCAGCUCCCAAGGCCCAGAAGAAAGGAGUGAGUAUCUGAAAAAAGUAAAAAGCAUCUUGAACAUCGUUAAAGAAGGACAGAUAUCUCUCCUACCACACCUAGCUGCAGACAAUCUAGACAAAAUUCAUGAUGAAAAUGGGAACAACCUGUUACACAUUGCCGCAUCAAAGGGACAUGCAGAAUGUCUGCAGCACCUCACUUCUUUGAUGGGAGAAGAUUGCCUCAAUGAGAGAAACACCGAGAAGUUGACUCCAGCAGGCCUGGCCAUCAAGCCACACCUAGCUGCAGACAAUCUAGACAAAAUUCAUGAUGAAAAUGGGAACAACCUGUUACACAUUGCCGCAUCAAAGGGACAUGCAGAAUGUCUGCAGCACCUCACUUCUUUGAUGGGAGAAGAUUGCCUCAAUGAGAGAAACACCGAGAAGUUGACUCCAGCAGGCCUGGCCAUCAAG